AUGAGCUCCAUCCGGUUGCUCGGUGACGCCCCCACUAUGUCCAGUUUCAAUAUGAUGCCGACCAGCUUACCCUUAUCUUUCUCUCCUAAGCGCAAACGAGAGCCUUCAGAAUCGGACUGCUAUAGCCCCUCAGCCUCACCCACAUCAACGAUCUCGAUCGCCAGUUUUCAAGAGAGUCCAAUUCGGGACGAAGACGAGCUAGAGCGCUACAGUCCACGCGCUGCAGUGGCAGGGCGAUUCGGAGAAUUAGCCAUCCGUGGCGAUCCUUUUUCGGACCCUGGUACAUUGAUUGGCGACUCACGGCAAGGAUCUGCUGCUCUACCGGCACAGAAAACAUGCGAAUCUGACUAUCAGAAGAAUAUGCCCGAAGCUCUACCGUCUAGCAAUGAGCCCGACCGCCAAGGGCUGCGGUUCGAACCGCCCGCAACACAGGAUCCGUCGACUUCUCUGCCCACUUCCCCCGCAAAGAAGAACGGGAAAACCCCUCGAAAGCACUUGAAUCCGUCAUCGCCCUCCAAGCGCAAGCAACGAUUAUCUCCUCCUCUUGCACAAACACCGUCUGAAGAAGACCCGCUUGUAUGGCAUGAUUCGGAGAUAACGGGCCACAACCCAUCCGAUCCAACUGAUGAUGGAUAUGGGAUCAACGGCAUAGGCUUCAAACCAACAGCCUCAAUCGCCUGGGAAAGGUCACAAAAGCGACAAAAGCAAGUCACCGAAUGGAAGAAUCGCGAAGCUCGAGAGGCUCGGGAAAGACGACGCGAAAGGAGGGAUGGCGCGGAGAUGGACAAAUUGCGCGGUAUACAUGAAGGUGCAAUUCAGAAGCGAGUGAAAUUUGAUUUCUAG
Molecule: messenger RNA, 843 nt
Organism: Penicillium paradoxum
Lineage: Eukaryota; Fungi; Ascomycota; Eurotiomycetes; Eurotiales; Aspergillaceae
Exons: 1
Coding region: 1-843 (280 amino acids)
Source: RefSeq, a predicted model, not a curated record